This is a messenger RNA of Botrytis fragariae, 1020 nucleotides long. RefSeq lists its product as uncharacterized. The coding region runs from base 1 to 1020 and encodes 339 amino acids. Gene Ontology annotation, biological process: lipid metabolic process. The transcript has 3 exons. The record is from RefSeq and is a predicted model, not a curated record. Lineage: Eukaryota; Fungi; Ascomycota; Leotiomycetes; Helotiales; Sclerotiniaceae.
AUGAACGCAACAUCCUCUCUCAAUUUCCCAAUUCCAACCACCAUUUCUCCAGCAUUCGAGAAAUGGGGUCACGAGACCAUUAGAGCUACUGCUUUCUUUCUCAUACCCACCGAAAUUUUCUAUUUCUCCAUUUAUUUCUUGCUCAAGGGGCAAUAUGGAAAGUAUAAGAAAUUAUCGGCGUUAUCUUUAGUUACAUUUUGGUUGAGUAGUUGGAUGAAUCCGAUUUCUUGUGGCCCAGUAGCUGCGUUGAGGAAUUUCGCUGUUGCAAUUGCGACCCUCAGACUCCUGGAUAUAUAUGCUCGACACCGUUCACUUCCUCAACUCAGAAAUGAUCCGCCAACAUGGAAAUACGCACUUCUCCUCUUAACGGAAAUGCGCUAUGAAUCCUUUACUCCAAAUUUCGUUCGUGUUCCUCGAUCUCAGGAAACUUUCAAUGAACCGUUACAAUUCGCAAUACAUGUUGCCAUUUUCUGUGCUAUGCAAGCGUUACCACAGGAUUGGGUAUUGGUUUUGGCAUUUGAAGUUCAAUUGAGUAUUUACAUUAUCUGGACAGCCAUUCAGUUAUUAGUAAGGUACAAAGGUAGUCCAGCCCUUUUUGGAAGAUUGUAUGCCGUAGAGAGUUUAGGAGAUUUCUGGUCAAAAACAUGGCACAAUGUAUUCUCCGCCCCCUGUGCCUCUCUCGCCUACGAUCCCAUUCGUCAGAAUUUCCCAAAACUAGGAGUUUCAAUCCCAAUCGCUCGAUCGAUGGGGAUCUUGGCUGCCUUUUUCCUAAUGGCGGCUUUUCAUGUUUAUGCUUUGGCUCCUAUGUUAACAGACAAAGCGCUUUUCCGCAUUGGAAUGUUCUUUGUGCUGAAUGGCUUUGCGACGGUGGGAGAAGCGAUGGUUUGGGGAAGAAAAGAUAGUUGGGUCAAGACUGGCUUGGCGUGGGUGACGGAAAUGAGUUUGGCGGCUUGGACGGCGGGUGCGCUGGGGAUUCCGAGGGGGUACAUGGUAUUAAGUGGAGGGACAUUUGUGAAGUGA